AUGGAGAGCAAGGCCCUGCUUCUGCUGGCUCUGAGCGUGUGGCUGCAGAGUCUGACCGUCUCCCGCGGAGGGCUGGUCGCCGCUGACAGGAUUACAGGAGGAAAAGAUUUUAGAGACAUUGAAAGUAAAUUUGCUCUCAGGACUCCUGAAGACACCGCUGAGGACACUUGCCACCUCAUUCCUGGAGUGACGGAGUCUGUGGCCAACUGUCACUUCAACCACAGCAGCAAAACCUUUGUGGUGAUCCAUGGCUGGACGGUGACAGGCAUGUAUGAGAGUUGGGUGCCAAAACUUGUGGCUGCCUUGUACAAGAGGGAACCGGACUCCAACGUCAUCGUGGUGGACUGGCUGUCACGGGCCCAGCAGCAUUAUCCAGUGUCUGCGGGCUACACCAAGCUGGUGGGACAGGAUGUGGCCAAGUUUAUGAACUGGAUGGUGGAUGAAUUUAACUAUCCCCUGGACAAUGUGCAUCUCUUGGGGUACAGCCUUGGGGCGCAUGCUGCUGGUAUUGCGGGAAGUCUGACCAAUAAGAAGGUCAACAGGAUUACUGGCCUAGAUCCAGCUGGACCUAACUUCGAGUAUGCAGAAGCUCCAAGUCGCCUUUCUCCUGAUGAUGCGGAUUUUGUAGACGUUUUACACACAUUCACCAGAGGGUCACCUGGCCGAAGUAUCGGAAUCCAGAAACCAGUGGGGCAUGUUGACAUUUACCCUAACGGAGGCACGUUCCAACCAGGAUGUAACAUUGGGGAAGCUCUCCGUGUGAUUGCAGAGAGAGGCCUUGGAGAUGUGGACCAGCUAGUGAAGUGCUCCCAUGAGCGUUCCGUUCAUCUCUUCAUUGACUCUCUGUUGAAUGAAGAAAAUCCAAGUAAGGCCUACCGGUGCAAUUCCAAAGAAGCCUUUGAGAAAGGUCUCUGCCUGAGCUGCAGAAAGAACCGUUGCAACAACAUGGGCUACGAGAUCAACAAGGUCAGAGCCAAAAGAAGCAGCAAGAUGUACCUGAAGACUCGUUCUCAGAUGCCUUACAAAGUCUUCCAUUACCAAGUAAAGAUACAUUUUUCUGGAACUAAGAGUAAUACAUACACCAACCAGGCCUUCCAGAUCUCUCUGUAUGGCACCGUGGCUGAGAGCGAGAACAUCCCUUUCACCCUGCCUGAAGUUUCCACAAAUAAGACAUACUCCUUUCUACUUUACACGGAGGUGGAUAUUGGAGAACUGCUAAUGUUGAAACUCAAAUGGAUUAUCGAUUCAUACUUCAGCUGGUCCAGCUGGUGGAGCAGCCCCGGCUUUGAUAUUGGGAAGAUCAGAGUAAAGGCAGGAGAGACUCAAAAAAAGGUGAUCUUCUGUUCCCGGGAGAAAAUGUCUUAUAUGCAGAAAGGAAAGUCUCCUGUGAUAUUUGUGAAAUGCCAUGACAAGUCUCUGAAUAGAAAGUCUGGCUGGUGA
This is a messenger RNA of Rangifer tarandus platyrhynchus (Svalbard reindeer), 1440 nucleotides long. Lineage: Eukaryota; Metazoa; Chordata; Mammalia; Artiodactyla; Cervidae. The record is from the annotation of a GenBank genome assembly.